Cajanus cajan (pigeon pea) is the source of this 2153-nucleotide messenger RNA. RefSeq names its product WEB family protein At2g38370. Gene Ontology annotation, biological process: chloroplast accumulation movement; chloroplast avoidance movement. Lineage: Eukaryota; Viridiplantae; Streptophyta; Magnoliopsida; Fabales; Fabaceae. Gene Ontology annotation, cellular component: cytosol. The record is from RefSeq and is a predicted model, not a curated record.
CCUUUUCUCCCUCUCACUAUCUGUUUCUUGUCCGUUAUCAAGCACUUGAGCGCGACACGACAACGUCUUUGUGUACCAACGACUCAACACAAACACUAAACUCAGCGCCUUGUCGUUUUCCUUCUGUCUCUGUUUCUCACUUCGCCUUCUUUUGUCGCGUGCUUCAAAUUCUACCCUCAGGGGCAUUACAAGGCCGUGUUUGCUUUGGCUUCCGUUUGUUUGUGGAGUUGGCGAUGGAAAUGGAAGGCGCUGACGUGGUUGAAACGACGUCGAAUCGAGCGGAACGUGGUGAGAAGGAGAAGAGUUUGAGAACGGAGAUUGAUACUUCUGCGCCCUUUGAAUCGGUGAAGGAAGCUGUCACUAAGUUUGGGGGUCUUGGUUAUUGGAAGCCCCGUCUAAGUAAGAUUACGUCUGUGGAUUCUGAUUCUGAGCAGCACCAAACAGAAGAGCUUGACGCAGAAAAACUGGAGAAGCAGGCUGUGGUAUUGGAAAAAGAACUGAUCCUGAAAGAAAGGGAAACUCUUGAUGUGUUGAAAGAAUUGGAAAGUACCAAAAGGCUUGUAGAAGAUUUGAAAUCAAAGCUACAGAAGGAAGAAUCUGAAGCAAAUUUGAAUCUUAAGAUAAGCCAAUGUGAUCAAAAAUCAGUUGUUGGGGACAAAGAAGAAAAGGAAAACCAAGUGAAACUUAGUGCUUUUCAACCUUCCAGGGAAGGUUUUAUCCCCUCCCCUUCAUCUGCUCCAGGCUUAAUACUAAUGGAAUUGAAGCAGGCCAAAUUGAACUUAACCAAAACCACUAAUGACAUUGCCGAUGUCCGAGCUUCUGUCGAAUCGCUUAAUAAGAAUUUAGAGAAGGAAAGAAUCUCACUUGAUAAAACACGCGAGAGAUUAACUCAAAAUUAUUCAAAAAUAUCUUCUCUUGAGGAAGAGCUUAUCCGAGCCAGACUAAGACUGCAAGUAGCAAAAGAUGCUGAAAUCAAAGGUGAUACAGGUGAUCAUUCAGAUGUUACAAGAGAGCUCCAGCGAUUGAGUUCGGAGGCAGAGAAUUUCAAAAGAAUGGGAGAAUCUGCAAAAUCUGAAGUUUUGAGAACAAUGUCUGAGAUUGAACAGACAAAGACCAUGAUAAGAACCGCCGAAAUCAGAUUGGUUGCAGCCAGAAAAAUGAAAGAAGCUGCAAGAGCUGCAGAAGCCUCUGCCCUUGCAGAAAUUAAUGCUUUAUCUAAUCAUGAGAGUUCACCUGGAAAUCAGGUUACUCUUUCAUUUGAAGAGUACACUGCUCUGACGUGCAAAGCUCGAGAUGCAGAGGAACAAUCUAAGAAGAGAGUUGCAGGUGUUAUGGUUGAAGUUGAAGAAGCAAAUUUGUCAAACAUGGACAUUUUGAAAAGGGUAGGAGAAGCUACAGAGGAAGUUAUAACCAACAAGAAGGCCCUUGAAGAAGCUCUAGAAAGAGUAGAAGCUGCAAAUAAAGGCAAGGUAGCAUUUGAAGAGGCUUUAAGAAAUUGGCGAUCAGAUGGUCACAAAAGACGUUCUUCCAUACAUAAUAACUUUCCCAAGUUCAAAAGCUCUUGUCCUUCUCAUCAUCGGCGAGAUCCUGGAUUACUCGAUGUGAAUGGAUUGCAUCUGGUGAAUGAUGAAGCCAUGCCAGUUCUAAAGUCAACCCUAUCAAUAGGACAAGUACUUAGCAAGAAGCUGCUGGAUCAGCCACAAAAUGUGUCACUGGGUCAGAUGCUUGGCAAACAGCACAAUGAUCCACCAGUUGAUAGACAAGUUGAGAAAGAAACUGGCCAUAAUCUGUUUUCUACUAAGAGAAAGAAAUUUGGAUUUGCACGAAUCUCGCAUCUUUUGUCAAAACAGAAGAAGAAGCCUACACUAAAUUUGAGAUGAUAGAUUAUUUUAACAAUUUGCUCAAUCUAGCAUUGACAAAAGCUAGACCCUAGUUGCACCAAUUAUCAGUGCUUGUGUCAUUCUGUUGUUUUUCUUGCUUGAAUAUAAUCUUGUGUUUUUCAACAGUAUUUGUUUAGGUUGCAAUCCUUGCUUGUAUAUUAACUACCUAGAUAUGCACUUCCUCUGCCUUCUUUGCUAGUUGUAGAGAUGAUUCAUAUGAAUUCUUAGCCUCUCUUGUGAAUGUGAUGGUGUUAUAAUUUUCAUUUGCCUUAA